This is a messenger RNA of Sitophilus oryzae (rice weevil), 523 nucleotides long. RefSeq lists its product as uncharacterized. Bases 86 to 523 code for a protein of 145 amino acids. The record is from RefSeq and is a predicted model, not a curated record. NCBI's taxonomy places the organism in Eukaryota, Metazoa, Arthropoda, Insecta, Coleoptera, Curculionidae. The transcript is spliced from 2 exons.
GCAGUUGUCAUAAUUAGAAUUUUUAUUAAAAGAUCGUUUUCUCUGAAAAAACACAACAUUUUGUGGUCUUCGAGCAUUAAGCAGCAUGGAAGGAAUAAUUACCAGAAGCAAGUCGAAGGAACGCAGGGCAAUGGAUGGUGAUAACGAGAAUGUAGAUGAUGGGAUACAACAGGCAGGAAUUUCCGAAACCGUCGGGGACGCUGAGGCUACUGUAAAGGGAACUACCAGUGCAUCAAGGGCAAGAAAUCAAGCUAGCAGGGUAACAAGCCAAGCAGUCAGCGAGGUGUCCAAGACCAAGGAUUUUAGAAUUGCAAAAAGAAGACAAGACACCAAAAUAUCCAGACAAGAUAUAGAAAAAGCAGAGAGUUUGUGGAUUAGGAAAAUUCAGACAGAUAGUUUUCAGAAAGAGACAUUUUGUGGCCUUCGAGCAUUGAGCAGCAUGGAAGGAAUAAUUACCAGAAGCAAGUCGAAGGAACGCAGGGCAAUGGAUGGUGAUAACGAGAAUGUAGAUGAUGGAUAUUAG